Messenger RNA from Nerophis ophidion (straightnose pipefish), 8417 nucleotides. It is a transcript of the gene pou2f1b, whose product is annotated as POU class 2 homeobox 1b. The record is from RefSeq and is a predicted model, not a curated record. Gene Ontology annotation, biological process: regulation of transcription by RNA polymerase II. Gene Ontology annotation, molecular function: DNA-binding transcription factor activity, RNA polymerase II-specific; RNA polymerase II cis-regulatory region sequence-specific DNA binding. The transcript has 16 exons. NCBI's taxonomy places the organism in Eukaryota, Metazoa, Chordata, Actinopteri, Syngnathiformes, Syngnathidae. Gene Ontology annotation, cellular component: nucleus. Bases 86 to 2176 code for a protein of 696 amino acids.
AUUCAAAAUGGCGGACGGAGGAGCAGCGAGUCAAGAUGAGAGUUCAGGAGCAGGCGUGCUACAUCAUUCGUGUGCGUGAGGAUAGAUGCAACCUGCCAGCGAAAGUGGAUAUGUCAUCAAAACAUCCAUUUUUGAUGUAAAAAUGGAGCCACAAAGCAGUGACAGGAACACUGGAAUCCAAAUCAAUGGAUUGGACUUUCAGAGGUCAAACGUCCCGACCACUACUGCAAUCACCAACGCUCACGCACAAGCCCUCCUCCAACAGUCAAAGUCAGAAGACUCAAGUGCUCUUCCCACAUCCGUCCAGCAGAGCGUAUUGCCUCAAACCCAGCUAAUGUUGGCCGGGGGACAGCUUGCAGGACUGACUCUGACCCCAGCACAGCAGCAGCUGUUGCUCCAUCAGGCCCAGGCUCAGCUCCUGGCUGCUGCUGUGCAGCAUUCAGCCAACCAGCAGAACGGCACCACUGGGGCCAGUAUCUCAGCAUCCGCAGCCACGCCCAUCACCCAGCUACCCCUCUCACAACCCAUCCAGAUCUCUCCUCAGCUGCAGCAGCAAAAUUUAAGUCUGCCCCAGUUUGUUCUCGUGCAGCCUGGCCACCCGAUCGGCACGCCGCUGCAGCCGGCUCAGUUCAUCAUCUCGCAGACGCCGCAGCAGAGCAUAUUGCAAGCCCAGAGUCUUCUAACUCAACUACCUCAGAGCCAAGCCAACCCACUGACGACUCACACAAGUAUAUCCCUUGCGACACAGCCUGCUACUCCAACUCGCACUACAGCGACCACGCCCCUUCAGUCGCUUCCCCACAGUCAGACGCCACCCAAACGCUUGGAUACGCCCGUUUUGGAGGAGCCGAGUGAUCUGGAGGAACUGGAACAGUUUGCCAAGACCUUCAAACAGAGGCGGAUCAAAUUAGGCUUUACACAGGGAGAUGUUGGCCUGGCCAUGGGUAAGCUGUAUGGAAAUGACUUCAGCCAAACUACCAUCUCUCGCUUCGAGGCCUUGAAUCUGAGCUUUAAGAACAUGUGCAAACUCAAGCCGUUGCUGGAGAAGUGGCUCAAUGAUGCAGUUUGUGCAGACAACCUGACUUCUGACCAGGCGCUGUCCAGCCCCCUCGGCUCUUCAAACAUAACCAUCGAGGGGAUCAACCGCAGACGGAAGAAGAGGACCAGUAUUGAGACAAACAUCCGUGUGGCCUUAGAAAAGAGCUUUCUGGAGCAGAACCAAAAACCUACCUCUGAAGAGAUCUCCAUGAUCGCCGACCAGCUCAACAUGGAGAAGGAGGUAAUUCGGGUCUGGUUCUGCAAUCGCCGGCAGAAAGAGAAGAGAAUCAACCCGCCGAGCGCAGGCAGCAUCAGCGGGGGUGGCACCCCCAUCAAAACUAUCUUUUCACCCAGUAGCACAUUGGUGGCCAGCACGGCUAUAAACACGCCCACCACGUUGACUGUCAACUCAAUCAUGCCUCUUACCAGCACCAGCGUCUCCGGUUUAACCUUCACAGGCGCAACAAUUGGGGCAACGAACACUGCAUCCGUCAUCUCCACCACACCCGUAAUUUCCACGGUAACCAGCUCUCCAUCUCUAAGCCCGUCCCUCACGACCAGUCAGUCCACCAUCGCAGCGACAAAUAGAAUCGGUACUCAGGCGCAGGCCAUCGUCACCCAGGCGCCGACAUCCAUAGGCACCGCCACCCUCGGGUCGGGCCAGGUAAUGGUGGCCGGUCCGGGGUUGUCGGCAGCCCUUCAGGGGGUCACCCAAUUGCCCACAAGCGCGAGCUUCGCCGCUAUGGCUGCUGCGGCUGGGCUAGGCCCCGGACUGAUGGCCUCCUCCCAGUUCACUCCAGGUGGUGCCCUGCUGAGUCUGGCUCCCGGUGGCCUCGGUAGUGCUCUGAGUCCUGCCCUCAUGAACAACAGCACCCUGGCUACCAUCCAAGCCCUGGCAUCGAGCGGCACAAUCCCGAUAACGUCCCUGGACGGAAGCAACCUGCUGUUUGCCAACACCUCUGCCGGCAAUGGACACAACCUGGUGACCACGCCGCUCUUUCUCAACCCCCAGAACCUGUCGCUGCUCACCAGCAACCCGGUCAGCCUGGUAUCAGCCGGGGGGGGCGGCCUGCAAGUCACCGCCGACUCGCACCACCAAGCCGCCACGACCAUUACCACUGCCUCCAAGGCGCAGUGAGUCCCUGACUGCAUACCGAAAGAACGCCCUGUUUCCUUUAGUCGCGGCGCACUGUUUUCCUCAUGCUGCGCAGGAAAUAGGGAGGCGGUAUGAUUUGGGCUCUGCGCUUCACUAACGAAAACACACAUCCGCUCCAUUGUAUUUACUACUAUUUGGUCCCCUUGCUUUUACCAAAUAACAACCUCACCAGGUUGGUCUUUUUGAUUUUGGUUAUCUUUACGAUAUUUAGACAUUUUUCCUCCUAUCUCAAGCAGUAGCCAGGAAGAAAAUGUUCCCCCUAUUCAUUUUGUAUAUACGUCCUAUUUCACUCUUUUUCUAACCAAAAAUGUUAGAUUUUACUCUAAACUUACUAACGUCACAAUACAUGUCAUCACUAAUCCCCUUUACUUAUCUUUUUGUUGGACAGGCCUUGACAUAUAUAUCAAAAGUUUUUUUUUGUUUUUUUUUUAAUCUUUCCUGUAAUUUUUUUCCAUUUUCCGAAUUGUAAGUCUAAUACUACAGUAAAUUACCUUUUCUUUUGUGGUUGUAACGCUUUAAAAACCAGUAAUAAGUGGCCGAUAUAAAGGUUAUCAUUGCUUUAAGGAGACCAUUCGGGUCUCUACGAGUUUCUCUUUCUGGAAACACUGACUUUUACACUUCGCCUCGGGGGCUUCUGUAAAAAAAAAAAAAAAAAAAAAAAAAAAAUUGGUGCAGAUUGUAGACACUGAUAGAAAAUGACUGAAAACUUUAAGAGCUUUAAAAAUGUGGAGUGGUGUGUUGUUUCGUAUGUAACACCUCAGUAUGAAGCUGAGACCUAAGUAACCAAAUUAUCCAGACUCAGUGGUCUGGGCUAAGACCACCCGUCAGGGGGUGUGGUCACCACACUAAAUGUCGGCUAAAUGUUUGUUUUCUUCCUUCUGUUUCUUUGUAAUGGUAGUACCGUCGUAUCUACUUGUGCACAGUAUCUGUACCAAAAAACUGGAUUGGUGAGCUGUUGUGGGAGGAAUUACCUUUUUGUUUUCUUUCAUUGUGUCUACAGCCACAUAAGUGACUGUGUAAUUCACAAUAUACCAAAAAUAUUUGUCGGUGUAACUUAGUCUAGUUGAUAUAUUUAUGAACAGAAGCUCUCUUCUUUGUCAGCGGAAGAUAGAAAUGCAAUAUUUAGAUUUAUUUCCAAAGACCUUUUUUUUUUCUUCUUUUUUUUUUGAAGUCUUUCACGGUUAAUUUAAUUGGCAGCACAAUUGGCCAAAAAUAGGGAAUGGCUGAGUUUUUUUGUUUUAAUUAUCAAACACUUUUUAAUAUUUGGAGCCAUUUGAUGGCGUUGAACCAUUUAAGUAGCAGCUUUUGGAAGUCCGUAAAGCAGGAAAAACACACUUUUUUUAAUUUGGGUUUUAGUACUUUCAGCCAUAUGACAACAGCUUGAACCAAAGUGGUUUUCCUCAGUAGCGGCCCGUGCCUGUCCCAGCACUCAUGUUGCUGAUCACAUGAUCUCUUCACGCUGCUUACUAAUGUCAGUACCUGCUAUUCUUGAUCAGGUGCGGUUGGGGAUGGGAUGGAUGAAUGAAAUGCUAGCAUAUUAAGAGGCCUCCGCCGUGCUUUACUAAUAGCUUUAUUAGCACGUCCUGCCAUGAGCUGGUUUUGUGGUUCGAUUGGAAGGAUCUGCUGUCAACACCAGGAGUGGGCAUUGCAGUUAGCCUCAGGCUAUUUCACCAAUGCCUUUUAGGGGGAUAUUUUGGCAACUGUGCUUUUUAUAUAGCAAGCUUUUUAUAUAUUGCAGUCGAAUAACUGACAUCGGCAUCUAAAAUACUAGACGGACAACAACAUUGCGUUUUACACUUUCUGCUCCAGCUGUGGUACCACCUCCAAAGCUGAAGAAUUUCCACAUCAACUUUAUGACUUACCUUGCCUCAAUUUAAUUUCCAUUCGUUUAUGUGGAAUUGGUUAAUCGUGCCAUGAGGCGAUUUUGUUAAAACAGAGUGCACUACUUAACUGCAACCUGCAGAGGUGCUGUUGAUUUAGUCUCAACUGUCUAAAGAAAACAUAUCUAUGAAAGUUGAACUUAUCCAUCGUCUUUGGCACCAUUUUCCAGCAUUCAGAACAUUCCAAGAGAUUCUCCCAUCCCAUUACUUAAUGAUUGACCAUUAAAUGCCCACUCCUAGUCUACACGCAGAUCCUGUCUGAUCAACGCUACUGUUCAGAACCAGCAUGUUAGACUUGCUGGGCCCCAAAUGUUUUCCAAAGACGCUCCGGCCUCGUUUCCAGGACUCACCGGGCUGAGUACUGUUAUGUGCCACACAUUCAGCCAAACUCCACACAAUGGCGUCGUCGUUCUGCUGCUGCUUCUUUUAACUAACAAAUCAUUAGGAAAUCACUGGGGCAGCCAGAGAUCCUCUUGCGUACCGACUUCUUUUCCUCUUUCUAAUUGUGACUGAAUAUACCUCAGCAGCACUUAAAAUAUAAGGUUCACCUUUUUUUUUUUCUCGACAUUUCUGUGUACAGAACAGUGUGGAAUGUAUAAUAAGUAAUGUCAUUUAUACCGCGAUAUAGGACCCGAACAUAAAAGGACAACUACUGCUAUUUCAAGUACUACUAUUUAAUUUUUCUCUUCUGAGGUGUUGUUUUUUUAAGAUCCUUUUUGCCAAAGUAAUAGCCUUUCUCUUUGCAGCUCUGCCUGCCGUAUGGUCAACGCACCAAUGGAACCCAGUUUUGUUUAGGCGCCGUUUUUUGUAGUUACACAACCGCGCUUGCCAUGGGGCACCAUAGGAUGUUACUAAAAUAUUUAUCUUGAGGAAAGACCUAAGAAUCAGAACAGUUCUUUUCUUAAUUAUAUAUAUAUAUAUAUAUAUAUAUAUAUAUAUAUAAUAUAAUAUAAUAUAAAAACAUGUGUAAGAUAUCCAUAUUUUAUAUUUGAACCGGUAUGUCAAAACUGAAUGUAGUGUUCAUGACUCAAAAAAAUCUCCCAAAAAUGCAUUUUUUUUCCCUAUUGUUGCAAAAAACAUUUUUUGUUUUAAACUCAAGGCCAAAAAUUUAAAAAAACAUGACUCUAUACUGUGGCGGGUGCCCCGGUCUAUGAUAACAUGUGUCUAUCUAACAGGAGGGGGUGCUCCUGACGCACAGGUCCUCUGGGGCAAAGCGGAGAUUUGGAAGUAUCUUUAUUUUGUAAUAUUGUGCUUUUUGUUUUUAAAAACUAUAUCUGAAUAUUUUUGGUUGAGUCAUGUUGAACUUGAUUUGCUGUGAUGUCUUUAACAAUCAUUGUUUUUUGGGGUUUUAUUGUUCUUACUUUAUGCCUUUAACUGUUUUGUAUAAUGUUUAUGAUGAGAGAGCAAGAUCACUGGCUUUCUUAGUUUGACAAAAACGUUAUCAUUUAUGCCUUAUUGUUACGUACACGACAUGGUUGCAUUGUAGCAUGAGUGUUUGUGCGUGUAUGUAUGUGUUUGACUGAGGCAAAUUUCACCUCACGCUUUGUGUCGCCUGGUGCAUUGUCACUGAAAACAAUACAGUGUACUACCUAUGUUUUUUUGUUUGUUUCUUAAGUGUGGCUCAGACAAUGCCUCUAAGCAAAGCUUUACUAGUCAUUUCAGCAGGUAUGUGUGAGUGAGCAUCGUAGGAAAUAAACACAAUCUGCAAACCGCUAAUGGGGCUUGAAGCAGGGGUGGUAAACCUAGGGUGCCAAAUAUUAAACAUUUAACCCGAAUAUAAGACACGUAACAGGACUCUUUUCCUCAAUCAAUGUUUCUAACAGCUCGACAACGCUUUUAUAACUGAACAUUAUCGAUCGUCAUCAUUUCCAAAUUAGCAUAUUUGUUUGCAAAUUGGAUUUUGGGAGCGACUGGUAGAAAAGCCUUAACUUUUAUAGGGGGAACUUGAAGGCGCCCCGCUGUUGCGUGUAUAAAUCUGUAGAUUGUAAAUUGACUCGUCAUAAUAUGUAAAAAAAUAUCUACUAUUUUAAUCAUAUUGUAUUUUUACUAGUGCUGUCAAACUAUUAUUUUUUUAAACAGUCAAUCACAUUUGUAAAUUGUGAUUAAAAUUGCAACUAAUUGCAUAGUUCCCAUUUGGUAAAAGUUUUAUGUAGAAGUCCCAUCUGGGUUUUGAAGCAACAUUUUCAAGUCAGUCUCCUCACUCGUCUUUGCACUGGCGUAUGCAUUGAUCUGAUCACCGGCCUGUGUUCGUACAGGAUUAAUGCCAUCAUUUUGUUUGUGAUUAUUUACAUGAGUUAAUGCGUUAACUUUGACAGCCCUGAUUUGUACUUUAUAAAACAUUAAUAAGAAACAGGCUCCCCCACCCUGACCCUUUUAAGCUUACAGAUGCAAGUUUUGAUUACUUUCCCUAAAUUAUAUUCGUAGUCUCUUUAACCCCAUUUAGCGGUUGCAGACUGGCGCUAUUUUCUUUUUUUUUUUGCUUCAAACACUUCAGUUUGAUCACAUGACGCACCUUUCCCGGUGGCUCGUUAAACCCACUCCACGCUUGUUUAUUUUAUUUGUUUUAGUUUAGACAAAGAGGAAAUGUGGCGCACCAGUAUACCUCAUUCCUAACUCGAAACUGGGUGAACCUGCUUUUAACCUACUUUUAAUAAGAUUUCUUGUUGACCGUCGGAAAAGCCAGCUUAUUCCACCAGUACUUGCCUAUGUUUUAUCGCUUUCUUGAACACUUUUUGAGUUAAGGCGGGGUUUCCCAAACUUUGAAUGUACAUAAACUAAUAAACAAACACCAUUUUUUCAAGAAAUUGGACAAUGGGGAUCCCAUUUUUGGCCCUGACCCUAAGUUUGGAACCCCCUGCCAUUAUUACACCAAAUGCCCACUGUCAUUCUAUUCCUAACCUUUUUUAAGUUUGACAAUCCUAUUUAUUUUCUUGUGCACGCAUGACCCUGCAAUUUUAACACCCCACUCCCCACCGUGGUAACAACAUUAACCAAAGACUUGUAACUGAUUGUACAUGAGCCCGCCGCCCACCCUGCACCCCCAUCACGCUAACCACACUCACCAUUUUUUCAGCUUUGGCUUGCAUGCGAAUGUUUUGGUGCUGCGGUUUUUCAGUGCCUGCGGGUGGGAGGAUGUCGGGAAGGUGCGGAGGGAGGGGCUUCUUCGACGGGUUGGUGGUCGCCGGGUGAUUGUUUGUUUGUUAAUACACACUGAGGGUUGAUCCUGUGCACUCAGGACUCUAUGUCUGUCUGUCUGAGUGCUGUUGCUAGGAUACGCAUGCUUCUUCGCCUUCAAGGAAUUUGCCUCUCGCACACUCCCCACCUCCCUUCCAGGAAUGACACACAUCCCGUACUCACUACAUUUUCACUGCUGUACCCUCCCCUUACUCACUACAGACUGAUCAACUGUGACACUAUGCAUCUCCCUCCCCCACCGACAAAAACUUGGUGGGGGAUCAUUCGGUGACACUUUGCUUUACUCCUCACAAAGCGCUAUCUAUCCCAAAGCAAAACUCUCCAAAUAUUUGUAUUUUUUUUUGUUAUGAUUGUUAUUGUUUUGGACAAAAUGCAGAUACCAAAGAUAUCCCUCUGUCUCUCUCUCUCUUCCUUCUUCCACCCUGCAGCAGCAUGUGUAUUAAGAGACAAGCACUGGCUUUUUUUUUUUAAUUCAAGCCUCAGUAAUUCCAAAGGUUAGAUGUAUAUUUUGGUAUAUUUCUGAGAAAAAUGUGUGGAAUAAUAAUAUUAAUAAUAUUCUGUUUGUUGUAUUUGUUUCUCUCUCUCUGUCGCAGCAUGGAACUAAUAGCAGAGCUGUCUUACUAGGUUAAAAUAUAUUUUUAUAUGUUUUUGGGUGUGUGCCCGCAAUAUCAGCCCAAUUGACCAAAGGAUUUAACAAAAAAGAAAAAAGGCGAACAUGUACAUAAUAUGUCUGUGUAUCUUGAAAAAAAGGCAUUGUGUAAACCAAUAACUACUCACAGUGGACAUUUGGGCUCAUCUAAAGGAAUGUUUCCCCACUUUUCCCUCCCUUUUUUCUUACUCUGCAGUCUAAUAUUUCAUAAGAGAACUCUUCUUGUAGAGUUUCCAUCUUGGACUAAAAACACUGAGUUUCUUUCGAGUACAAACAAACAAAAGAGAAAAAAAAAGAACUAAAAAAACAAAACAAAAAACAACUGAACUGAAAGAUUGUGUAGGAGUUUUAAGUAUGUGAAUCAGGAUACAUAGUAGGUUUUGAUGCAUUUGUCUGCUGUAUUUUUGUUUUUAUACACGUAUAUAAAUAAUCUUUUACUGUAAAUGUACAGUUCUCUUUUGUUGUAAGCAUCAUUAAACCAUUUUCAAGUGUUUUCACA